Messenger RNA from Phragmites australis (common reed), 3536 nucleotides. RefSeq names its product protein FAR1-RELATED SEQUENCE 5-like. Bases 2503 to 3081 code for a protein of 192 amino acids. Gene Ontology annotation, molecular function: zinc ion binding. Lineage: Eukaryota; Viridiplantae; Streptophyta; Magnoliopsida; Poales; Poaceae. The transcript is spliced from 6 exons. Gene Ontology annotation, biological process: regulation of DNA-templated transcription. The record is from RefSeq and is a predicted model, not a curated record.
UCUUUCACCAUAUCCAUGGGAUGCUUUGUUCUGCUAGUUGUGAACUUGUGAUGCAUUUGAGCAUUUUUACCGUGGUUGUGACAUAAAAGAAAAAAAAAAAGGAAAAUUUGAAAAGCAAAAGAAGGUAGAACACAAACAGUCUGACUGACACGGCGGUCCCACGUAAGCCCCCAAAGCACUUAGGUCGAGGCCCCACAUGUCAUGCACCCACCCCUUCCACCCAUCUCAAGGCUUCGUCUUCUAAUUCCUCUGAUCCCACCACCUGUUCACCAUGGCUGCCCCCUCCACAUCCGGUGACCCCGUCGCCGCCGGCGAAACAUCCCCAUCCCCAUCACAGGAGCAUCAGCGUCGCCACCCGACCUCCCGCAUCUUUCACAUCGUGCGUACCUACCUCGACCUCCCCUCCAAUUCCAAGAAGCGUCGUGCCGCUCCCAAGAGCCAGACCGGGACCGGCGGCCAAGAAACGCAUGCCGCUGGAGACGAAACGGACGGGGGAAAGACAGGGGAACCCCCGGUGCAGCCGUCGCGGCUGCUCCGGGAGCUGGGAAUCCGCGUCUCCCGCUACACGCACGAGGAGCGCCGGGACAUCAUCCUCCGCUACAUGCAGAAGCGGAGCGACCGAAAGGUCAUGAAUCGCUCGGCCAGUAAGGUGUGGUUCGUAUGAUGACAGUUAAGUUGAUGGGAUUGGGGAGAGCGUAAUUAGAGUGAAGAUGACAACUUUUUUUUGCCUGCUGCUGCUGCUUGCAGGUCCCACCGCGGCAGGCUCUGGCGGAGCGGCGGCGAAGGGGGGUCGGUGGGAAGUUCCUCGGCAAGGAGGACGUGCAGACUGCAGAUAAACCAGAAGAAAAGCUGGAAGAAGAGCCAGAAUUGCCACCAGGAGUCGUCUCAAAUGCUGGAGGAGUGCCCAUAGUUGGAAUGGUUUUUGAGAAUGAAGAAAAAGCAUACGAGUAUUAUGUUAGUUAUGCAGGAAAUGUCGGAUUUAGCGUACGAAAAAGUAGUGGGAUAAAACUGCUAAAAAUGCCACUAGGUCAAGGGUCUAUGUCUGUUCUAGGGAGGGCUUUUGCUCAAAGAAUGAGGCCAAGAGACCUCGCCCAGAUACAAGGAUGGGUUGCCCUGCACGAUAGCUAUUAAAUUAACACCUAGUGGUAGAUAUCGAGUAACGGAAUUUGUGGAGGAUCAUAAUCACCAGCUUGCUGCACCAUUUGAUAUGGAGAUGCUGAAGUCACAGAGAGUGUUGACCAAGGCUCAACCUGAAAAUCAAAAUGCUAGUAACAUUCCUCCAGGGUACAAGAAUUACCUCCGGUCCAAGUCUACAAAAGAUAUAAAAUCUGGGGAUCCCAGAGUUCUGAUGGAUUAUUUUUGAAGAAUGAAGAGUGAUAAUCCAUCGUUUUAUUAUGCCAUUCAGUUGGAUGAAAAUGACAAAGCAGCUAACAUCUUCUGGGCUGAUGCAGGAUCAAUCAUGGACUAUCACUACUUCUGCGAUGUGAUCUGCUUUGACAUGAUCUACAAAGUGAUUGACUGCAGCAGGCCUUUAGCUUUGUUUCUAGGUAUGAACCAUCAUAGGAAAAUGGUCAUAUUUGGUGCUGCUUUUCUGUAUGAUGAAACUGCUGAAUCUUUCAAGUGGCUUCUCGAGACCUUUAAGAGUGUCAUGUGUGGGAAACAACCAAAGACAAUUUUGACAGAUCGAUCCGCGGCCUUGAAGGAAGCACUGGGUCUCACUUGGCCUGGUACUAUUCACCGUUCCUGUGUGUGGCAAAUAUACCAGAAUACUGUUAAGUCCUUAGCAGAUAUGCUUGGUGCUUCUGAAGAAUUUACAUAUGAUUUCAGACACUGUGUAUUUGAAGUUGAGGAUGAACAAGAGUUUGUUGACUCAUGGAAUGUGAUAAUGCACAAACACAACCUUAAAGAGAAUGAAUGGUUCAUUAAGCUUUAUGAGGAUCGGGAAAAUUGGGCCUUGCCAUACAGUCGGCAAAUAUUCUCUGGGGACAUUAAAAGCAUGCUACAAGCUGAAAAUGUUGGCACUAGACUCAAAGAGUACUUGGAUUGCAAUACAAAUCUACCCCUUCUUUUGAAGUUUUUUGAAAGUUCAGCAGAGAAGAGGAGACAAGAAGAGAUGCAAGUUGAUUACCAAGCCCAUCAAGGGGCACUGAGAAUAUCUCUGCCAUUGCUAUGGCAGGCUGCGAAUUUGUAUACCCCAGUAACUUUUGAGUUAUUCAGAAAGGAAUAUGAACGAAGUGUGGACUGUAUGGCUUAUGGUUGUGGGGAGGUUGGCUCUCUUUCUGGAUAUAUGAUUAGCAUCAAGAACAAAACUAAGGACCAGCUUGUGCGAUUUGACUCAUCAGAUGGUACGGUUGCAUGUACUUGCAAAAUUUUUGAAAAUUCUGGAUUACUAUGCUGCCAUAUAUUAAAAGUAUAUGAGUUGAGGAAUGUUAAAGAGAUUCCCCCCCCCCCCCCCCCCAGUGUUUUCUGAAGAGGUGGAGGAAAGAUGCAAAGUUGGUGACCAUGGAUGAAACUGAUGGGUUUAAUUUUGACAGUUACACAAAAUCUUCUUUUCCAGGACGUUAUGCAGUUCUUUGCCACUUGUUCUAUAAGAUUGCUGCUAAGGCUGCAGAGAACAUAGAGACAUUUGCACUGAUGACAAGCCAGUCAGAUCAACUUCUCGCAGAAGUAGAAAGAACUUUGCAAUCUACACUGGCUGACAAGUCAUCUGGCCAUUCCAUCAAGGACCAAUUGACUCACAUGGUCCAGAAUAGCUAUCUACUUAGUAGUAGCAAUGAGAUUCAGGGUUCUACUGGACAGAAGUAUGAAGUUGCUCGCCGUAGAAAUGAUUUGGAAACCAAUAAACGGAAGAAAGCAAGAAAGGGGCAACCUGAUGAAAGAGAGGCUGGACCAAGAGGAGAGCUGAAUAUUACACCAGGAAGUAUACAAUCUGAACCAAAGAAUGCUUCAAAUCCAUUCCUCCCAGAUCAAUUAAUGAAGGGACAUUAUGUACUUGGUCACAACUUUGGGCUUGGUAGCUCACAGCACCUUCAUGACAAUUUGAAUCAGUUUGGUCAGGCCGCCUCAGUUUCAACACUGUAACAGCAGCCAUUUCCCCAAGGAUAUCCUGGUGAUACACAUGCGUUGCAAUUUGUUUAGACAACGCCCCAGAUCGACAAUCAGAAUGGUGAUCAGGGUCAGUCAUCAAUACCGGUGUGGCAUUUUCUUUUAUAGAAUUUUAGUAGGUAACAAAGUGAUAGCUUCCUGCUUGGGCACUUUGGCAUCGUUUCCUCGAUGCAAGAGGUCGCUUGAUGUUCACCUAGGUUGAAAGAACAUAGGACUGCUGGACUCUCAAUGGCAAACUUUCGUCUUACAUCUUGACUAUCAUGAGCUGCCUGAGAACUAGAAGUAGGGUGGAAUUCAGUGUAGUAGGAUCUGAAUUUUCCCUCCAGCUGUGGAUCCCAAAAGGGGCUUUUGUAUAUAUAAAAUUGGUUAUCUGUAAGAACUAGAUUGGGUUGCUCCCAGUCCCAGGGAUGUGCUGAGGCACAAUAUAUUCU